GACAGGACAACACCAUAGAUCAUUAUCUGUUCUUUUAACACUUCACCAUUUUGGGGUAUACAAAGAUGAUAAUGAAGAGAUUGGAACCAAAUUCAGAAAAGUUUUAUCAUUUUCUGUUAUUUCGUUGACAGCAGUGGCUUGUGAGCACCAAGACCACAGGAUGAUAAUAACACCAAAAUGACCAAAUCUUACAGUUUUUAAAAGCUCAUGCAAGCCUACUCUUAACCACAAGUUGGGGAAACUCAAUCAUGCACUUCUUCCCUUCGGUUUCCCCCUCAUAAUAUUGUGGAGUUUAACAGCACCAUUUUCAUUUCCCCUCUCUUUUCUCUUCUCCUCUAGAAGCUUCAAUCAUGGUUUUGGUUGGAAGUAAUGGCGAGAAAGAUAGUUCAAAUGAUGGAGCUGUGGUUGAUUUCCGGGGGAAUCUGGUGGACAAGUCGAAAACCGGUGGAUGGCUUGCUGCAGGGCUCAUCUUAGGAUCUGAGCUCUCGGAGAGGAUAUGCGUGAUGGGCAUAUCAAUGAACUUAGUGACAUACUUGGUUGGAGAUUUGCAUAUUUCAGCAGCAAAAUCCGCAACUAUAGUUACCAACUUCUUGGGUACUCUCAAUCUGCUUGGUCUCCUUGGAGGUUUCUUGGCCGAUGCCAAACUUGGCCGAUACUUGACAGUUACACUCGCUGCAUCCAUAACAGCUAUGGGGGUGAUUUUAUUAACACUGGCUACAACAAUUCCGAGCAUGAAGCCUCCUCCAUGUGAUGACUAUAGAAGAGAGCAUCAUGAGUGCAUCGAGGCAACUGGCCGGCAACUGGCUUUGCUGUAUGCGGCACUAUACACAAUAGCACUUGGUGGUGGGGGAAUAAAGUCUAAUGUCUCUGGUUUUGGCUCUGAUCAGUUUGAUGUGACAGAUCCCAAGGAGGAGAAGGCUAUGAUUUUCUUCUUCAAUAGGUUCUAUUUUGGCAUCAGCAUUGGGUCUUUAUUUGCUGUGAUUGUACUGGUAUAUAUACAAGACAAUGUAGGAAGAGGGUGGGGUUAUGGAAUUUCAGCAGGAACAAUGGUGAUUGCAGUUGCUGUUUUGCUUUGUGGAACACCAUGGUACAGGUUUAGAAAGCCUCAGGGGAGCCCUUUAACCAUCAUUUGGAGGGUUCUAUUCUUGGCCUUGAAGAAGAGGAAUCAAUCUUAUCCUUCCCACCCCAGCCUUUUGAACGAUUAUGAAAAUAGAAAGGUUCCCUACACACAAAGAUUCAAGUGUCUUGACAAGGCUGCAAUCAUAGAUGACAAUGGUGCUGCCAACACAAAAAACAACCUACGGAUAGUAUCAACUGUGACCCAGGUUGAGGAAGUAAAAAUGGUCCUAAAGCUACUUCCCAUUUGGUCCACAUGUAUCCUCUUCUGGACAAUCUACUCCCAAAUGACUACUUUUACAGUUGAGCAAGCCUCCAUCAUGCAUCGAAAAGUUGGUUCCUUCGUAAUCCCUGCUGGUUCUUUCUCUGCCUUUCUCAUUAUCACCAUUCUCCUCUUCACUUCCAUAAACGAAAAAGUUUUUGUCCCCUUGGCUCGAAAAAUCACCCAUAAUGUCCAAGGAAUCACAAGCCUCCAGAGGAUUGGAAUUGGACUCAUUUUUUCAACAGUUGCUAUGGUGGGUGCUGCCAUUGUUGAGAAAGAAAGGAGGGAAAUUGCUAUUGAGAAAGAAGUCAAAAUAAGUGCUUUUUGGCUACUCGUUCAAUUUUUCCUCGUGGGUGCCGGGGAAGCUUUUGCUUAUGUUGGACAACUUGAGUUCUUCAUUAGAGAGGCACCAGACCGGAUGAAAUCCAUGAGCACAGGGCUUUUCCUUAGCACCAUUUCAAUGGGGUUCUUUGUGAGCAGUUUGAUAGUGUCCAUUGUCGACCAUGUGACCAAAAAGAGCUGGCUUAGGAGCAAUCUGAAUAAAGGAAAGUUGAACAACUUUUACUGGUUACUCGCAGCUUUAGGAUUUUUAAACUUCUUGGUUUUUCUUAUCUUUGCAUCAAGACAUCAAUACAAAAUGCAGCUGCCUAUUGAACCUGAGUCUGGAGAGAAGGAGCUUAAGAGCAUGAAAGAUGAAAUGAUGGAAGAUAUGGAGAAGAAAGCGAGUAUUCAAUCAGUGGGCAAUGCAGAGCCAUAGCAUAUCUGUAUCUUAAGAGGACUGUAUUAAUUGUUGCACUAUACAGUAUAGUUCUUAUUUCAGCUUGUUAAAAGAAAGAGGACAAAAAUAGCAGCUCGUGUUUGUGUCAGGGUAAUUGUAAGGUGGUAUUCAAUUAUUCUUUCUUCUGCUCCAUAACACGCUGUGAUUUUCAAUGAUUGUAACUCUUGCUUUUAGAUGUGAUUUUCAUUGUUCUCUGAUGAAUGUUGGGGGUUAAAGGUUGCUUGACAGAAUUAUCAAGCAUUGUUACUUGAAAGAGAGACCAACAGAUAUUGCAUCUAUCUGCCAGCGUAGCUAUAGAGAAGCAGGGUUAUCAAUGUAAAAGGAUUAAUUAAUUCCUAGAUCAGAACUACUUGCGAGUUGAAAAAUGUUGGGUUUCAGGAAAUUUAGCCAUAAAAAACUGAGUCUUUAUGCCAAAUAGACAACAAAUCCACAAUGCAGAAGCAGAAAGCUGGCCUCUAAUGGCCGUGAGGGGCAGCUUCAGCUAGGUGGUU
Messenger RNA from Durio zibethinus, 2647 nucleotides. RefSeq names its product Major facilitator superfamily protein. Gene Ontology annotation, biological process: transmembrane transport. Gene Ontology annotation, cellular component: membrane. NCBI's taxonomy places the organism in Eukaryota, Viridiplantae, Streptophyta, Magnoliopsida, Malvales, Malvaceae. Gene Ontology annotation, molecular function: transmembrane transporter activity. The record is from RefSeq and is a predicted model, not a curated record.